Ricinus communis (castor bean) is the source of this 1619-nucleotide messenger RNA. RefSeq names its product serine/Arginine-related protein 53. The coding region runs from base 267 to 1241 and encodes 324 amino acids. Gene Ontology annotation, cellular component: nucleus; cytoplasm. The transcript has 6 exons. The record is from RefSeq and is a predicted model, not a curated record. Gene Ontology annotation, biological process: alternative mRNA splicing, via spliceosome. Lineage: Eukaryota; Viridiplantae; Streptophyta; Magnoliopsida; Malpighiales; Euphorbiaceae.
AGUUUACUUCUUACAUUUAUUAACACGCGAAACUGCCACUUACCUUAUGAACAAAGAAGUUCAAGAAAACAAAUUUAUUAUUGAUUAUUGAGGGCUCACUAACUUAAAUAAGGGGGAAGACAGAGAGCUCUAAGGUCCAGCGUCAAAAUAAAGAUGAGCCCAAUUUGGAAAUGGCCUAGAACACAGACGACAUCGUUUCGGGAAGCAAAAUCACUUCUUCGCGAGAGAUUUUGCAUCGGCAAAAUCAAAAUUCAAAAGCAAUCAGAAUGGAGGAAGACAAAGCAGCAGCGUACUACGAAGAGCUAACUCGGAAAGGAGAAGGCGCCGCUCGGUUCAAGCAAGGACUAGGCUUCUCUAGCAACAAUUCCGCUCCUUCAAGAGGUUCCUCUUUUUCUUCUUCUUCUUCUUCGUUUCUUAGUAAUUUUGUCAAAUCAUCAAGUCCUACACAGACUUCAAAAUUCGAAAAAGAAGCUCAGCUUGAAGCCAUUCAAAACAAACUCAAGAAGAAACCGAAAGAUGAUCCGUCAUCUAGGGUCUCGGAACGAAACAGUAGAGACUCGAGCCAUAGACGUCGUUCUAGAAGUAGAGAGAGAUAUAGUGAUAGAGAUAGGAGACAUAGGAGGAGCAGGAGCAGAAGCAGAAGCAGAAGUAGGGACCGGAGACCAGAAAGAAGAAAUCGUCGUAGUCGGAGCUCAUCGCCCCGAGGAAGGAGCAGGUCGGAGAAGAGCAGGACUCGUGACGCGGAGCCGAAGGGAGCUAGAAAGGAGAAGAAUGGAGGCGUUGAUUAUUCAAAGUUGAUCCACGGCUACGAAAAUAUGACAGCAGCUGAAAAGGUCAAAGCCAGGAUGAAAUUUCAGCUGAAUGAAACUGCGGAGAAGGAUCCAACAAAGGGAAUGGGUUCUGGUUGGGAACGAUUUGAGUUUGAUAAGGAUGCCCCUCUUGACAACGAGGAAAUUGAAGCUGCAGAAGAUGAUGCAGCACUAGUCAAACACAUUGGCCAGAGCUUCAGAUUUUCCGCUGUGGAGGCAAGAAAGAAUGAACAAAUUAAAGUUGCCCAUGAUGAGGCCAUGUUUGGAGUACCAGCAAUUCGAGGAUCCAUGGUUUCAGAUAAUGAACCAGAGGUGGUCAACAAUGAGAAGGAGAGCACCAAAACUGAUGUUGCUGCAGGCCUUCUAAGUGAGAAGGUGCUUGCAAAGCAACAAGGUUCCUGGCGUGACCGAGCUCGUAAAGCGCAAGCAUAGCUGCAUCAAGAAAGGUGAUGGGGUAUGAUUGUGCUUGUAAUGUAAUGUAUCAACAAGCUGAUGGCUUAUAGAGGGCCUGAGUGUAAAAAGGAAUUUGCGCCAAUAGCUUCAAGUAAUCCUCUGCUGUGACUAGGAAUUACCACACAAGUGUUGCACUUGGUUUGUUUCCCAAAUUCCAUCGAUGAGACGCAUUCUGCCUGGUGAAAGGUCACCAGUUUUGGGCGUUGUAGUGAUAUUGAUUAAAUGGUAGAAUUUCCUUUGUAUAUAUGCUGAAAGAAAUAACGCCUUCAUUCAUUGGACUGUCGUGCUGGUGCUUGUUAUUUGAGUUAAAAUCUUCGAUAUCUUUUGGACAAUAUAUAUUGUUUUGCAAUUGCCAAA